Microthlaspi erraticum is the source of this 564-nucleotide messenger RNA. The record is from the annotation of a GenBank genome assembly. NCBI's taxonomy places the organism in Eukaryota, Viridiplantae, Streptophyta, Magnoliopsida, Brassicales, Brassicaceae.
AUGGCAGUGAGCUCGAUCAAGAACUCGAUCGAGUCGAGUUUCGAACAGACGAACUCGAUCGAGCUGGGGGCCGAGAGCAAGGAGCAAGCUCAAGGAGAUUGGUCUGAACUUAAGGCGCCUAAAGUCGACCUCAAACCUUUGCCUGAGGGCCUCAGGUAUGCAUUUCUGGGUGAAAACUCAACUUACCCUGUCAUUGUGAACUCUGAUUUGGAACCUGAAGGCUCGCGAAGUAGACAGCAAGCAACUUUUAUCCGUAGAUUGAGUGCCUUGCUUGUUGAAUUGAGAAAGUACAGAAAGGCAAUAGGUUACACUCUAGAUGAUAUCAAGAGGAUCUCCCCUGACCUAUGCAUCCAUAGGAUUCAUCUAGAGGAUGAAAGUAAGUCAAGCAUUGAACCUCAAAGAAGGUUGAACCCCAAUCUAAAGGAAGUAGUGAAGAAAGAGAUACUCAAGUUGCUUGAUGCUGGGAUAAUCUCUCCCAUCAGUGAUAGCACUUGGAUAUCUCCAGUUCACUGCGUCCCAAAGAAUGGGGGAUCACUGUCAUUAAAAACGACAAAGAGGAGCUGA